Messenger RNA from Tetranychus urticae (two-spotted spider mite), 1811 nucleotides. RefSeq names its product DNA cross-link repair 1A protein-like. Lineage: Eukaryota; Metazoa; Arthropoda; Arachnida; Trombidiformes; Tetranychidae. Gene Ontology annotation, molecular function: damaged DNA binding; 5'-3' DNA exonuclease activity. The record is from RefSeq and is a predicted model, not a curated record. Gene Ontology annotation, biological process: interstrand cross-link repair; double-strand break repair via nonhomologous end joining.
UUUUAUUAAGAUUAAUAUUCAGCGCAAAUUAUUACAUGGACUUGUCCGCACAAAUAGUUAUCGUAACCAACGGAAUGUUUGUUAAUCAAUCAAGCUGGCUCAACUAUUGAAAAAGGCGCUUUGAAUGAUCACUAAAUGCAUUGUCCAAUCAGUGCACACUUAUCCACAUUGAGGAUUGCAUCAUUUGCUCUUUUUUGUUUUGGUCCGAAAUGACUAUCCCAUUGCUUGUCAAUUGUUAAAAUUCAAUGUAAAUCAUUUUAGAUUAACUUAUUUACGUCUAGAUUCUCAAAAGACGCUUUUUUAUCAUCAUGUUUACCUAUAUUUAUGAUACUUAUUGAUAUUCUUUGGAAACAUGUAAAUGAUCUUGAUUAACCAAAAUGUUUAUACUUAUAAAUUGGUGUAUAUUUUUGUAUUCGACUCUUCUAUAGAUGUGAUGGUCUAAUUAGUGCUCGAAUUUUGAAAGACAUGCGGUAAAUAUGGAAACCGAUGGAGAAAGCUCGUCAUCAUUGAAACAAAUUCCCUAUUACAAGAAAAUUGUGGGUACCAGGUUUGCUAUCGAUGCUUUCAACUACGAAGAAUCGCCAGAAAUCACCUAUUAUUUACUAUCACACUUCCAUUAUGACCACUAUAUAGGUUUGAAUGCUAAUUUUACUGGUAAUAUUUUAACAUCACCCAUUACUGGAAGGUUGAUUGUUGAUCGAAUCGGAGUCAAGACAAACCAUGUAAUCAUGGUUGAUAUUCAUCAACCUAUUGUAAUCGAUGGAGUUACAGUUGUUCUGAUUGACGCAUUUCAUUGUCCUGGCUCAGUGAUGUUUCUAUUUAUUUUACCUGAUGGUAAACGUAUACUGCACACAGGAGAUUUCCGGGCCUCCCCUGAAAUGGAGAAAAACAAUUUUCUUACUGAGAAACCAAUAGAUCAUAUUUACUUGGAUACAACUUAUUGUCACCCCGAUUAUAACUUUCCGAAACAAGGAGAGACUCUUCAAAUGGUCAUUGAUUUAACUCUUGAGUAUCUUGCUAAGGAACCCAAGCUAUUAAUUGUUUGCGGUGCUUACACAAUUGGCAAGGAAAAAGUUUUCAAAUGUUUAUGUGAAACUUUGUGCAUGAACCUUUGGGUCCCAUCAUCGAAGUUGCAAGUACUUCUCAGCAUGAAUGAUCCCGUUAUCCAACAACAUUUGGUUUUAGAUAAGGAUGAUGCUCAAAUUCACGUUUUACCCAUGACAGAUAUUAACCAUGAGUUUCUGCGAGGUUAUCUUAGAGGCUGUCGCGAUCGAUUCACUUCAAUAUUAGCUUUCAAACCUUCAGGUUGGCAAAACAAUGAAGACUCAUCCUCUGCAAUCGUUCCAGCAAUACAAGAUAAUGUGUACAUCUACGGGAUUCCAUACAGUGAACACUCAAGCUACUCAGAGUUGGAAAGAUUCAUUAAAUUUUUCAAGCCUCGGAUGAUCACGCCGACUGUCUUUCACUCUGAUUCCAAAUUUCGAGUAAUGAUGCUCAGAAGUAUAGCCCAAUGGAAGUCAACUUAUCUGCAAAAUGGCGACCAACAGAGUUCAGCUUGAUAUUGUUCAAUGGCAAUCAUUUUAUUACAAUAUAUAUUUGUAUAUUCUUUAUCAAUGAUCUUAAACUUUACUUGAGUCUACCUCAAUUAAUCAAUUUCUAGCUACAAUGUGCUUGUCUUAAUUAAAUUAUGGUCUGAGCUGAUUCAAAUUUCGGACUCAGACUUAUAUAGUCUCUGAAAUUUGUGCAAUUAAAUUUGGCUACUAAAUUUUUUAGUCAAUCAAUUAAAAUCUUUACUUUACCUUGACUCUAAA